AUGACGGAAAAUAACGAGAAGGAGAAUGAGCCACAGAACCGGGACUUACGGCGUUCACCCGGCACAGUUCCUGUCCAACACGAAUCAAAGCUACAGAAACUGAAGCGCUCUCUCUCCUUUAAGUCGGUUAUGCGGAGCAAAAGCGUUGAUAACUUCUUCCAGCGGACAAAUAAUGAACCCCGACCUCCUCCAGAUCUUAUUACUGAGCGACCUCCCCCUGUGCUGGAGCCCCCAUCUCCUCCACCUUUUCAGGAGUGCCCUGUGACCUUUGACAGAUCACCUUCAUUGUCACCAUCACUGAGCCCUAACCCAUCAUUGUCCUCCUAUUCGCCGUCACUAAGCCCCUCCCUCUCACUCAACUCCAAAGCCAUGCCCCAAUCACAGACACGCCCACAGAAGACACAUUUCUUCCAGGAAUACGUGUUCCGCAGACCGACUGUCUGCCAACAGUGCAAACAAAUGAUUACAGGUAACUCUAAACAGGGAUUACGAUGUAAAACUUGUAAGCUGGGGGCUCACCUGUGGUGUUCUUCAGAGCUGUCUCAGCAGGCCUGUUAUGGCAAGUCGGGUGCUUUCAAACGGAACUUCAGCUCUCCUUUGCUCACUAAUGACCUUUUGGGGGUCGUUAAGGAGGCACCGCCCUCACAAGAGCAGGGGAAAGGGACCGUCGACCCUGUGUACGAGGCUCUGCGUUAUGGGACUUCUCUUGCCCAGAUGAGUCGCUCAAGCUUUGGCAGCAUCUCUGAGUCGCCCUGUCACCAUAGUGGUAAUUUGGUUGAGGAGCGCUUGCCUAUUGCCGAAGAAGAUUCUGUUCCUAAUUCAGAUGGAGAGAAAGGUGUCUCUACUGCUGACAGUGAGAAGGCCGAUUGUGAAGACAGGGUCAGUCUUAAGGCCCCUAAACGCAUAGAGGUUCACUCCAUUCACACAUAUGUGGCUCUGUACAAGUUCCUCCCUCAGGAGAAAAAUGACCUGGAGCUACAGCCUGGAGAUCGUGUACAAGUAACAGAUGAUUCAAAUGAGGACUGGUGGAAGGGUAAGAGUCGAGAUAAAGUCGGCUUCUUUCCAGCUAACUUUGUGCAGAGGGUUCGUCCAGGCGAAAGAGUAUGGAGGGUCCUGCAAGGUUACCAAGGCAACCGUGAGAAAGGUCAGAUGACCGUGAAGGAGUCCCAGAUCUGUGUUGGUAAGAGCGAGGAGAUUGAUGGCUUCCUGAAAUUGAGCAGCGGUAAGAAGCGAGGCCUGGUUCCAUCGAAAUACUUGGAGGAGAUAUAA
Molecule: messenger RNA, 1269 nt
Organism: Chanos chanos (milkfish)
Lineage: Eukaryota; Metazoa; Chordata; Actinopteri; Gonorynchiformes; Chanidae
Product: SH3 and cysteine-rich domain-containing protein 2-like
Exons: 11
Coding region: 1-1269 (422 amino acids)
Biological process (GO): positive regulation of voltage-gated calcium channel activity; positive regulation of protein localization to plasma membrane; skeletal muscle contraction
Molecular function (GO): protein binding
Source: RefSeq, a predicted model, not a curated record